This is a messenger RNA of Trichogramma pretiosum, 1948 nucleotides long. RefSeq names its product putative sodium-coupled neutral amino acid transporter 7. The transcript has 6 exons. The coding region runs from base 444 to 1814 and encodes 456 amino acids. Gene Ontology annotation, molecular function: amino acid transmembrane transporter activity. NCBI's taxonomy places the organism in Eukaryota, Metazoa, Arthropoda, Insecta, Hymenoptera, Trichogrammatidae. The record is from RefSeq and is a predicted model, not a curated record. Gene Ontology annotation, biological process: amino acid transmembrane transport.
AUAUUUUAUAUACCGCAACGUUGAAUCAUCAUCUUUAUAAAAUUAUCAAUUUUUAGCCCCAUUAUUAAUUCUACAAAAAAUUAACGAUAAGUUCCUGUAGUUUAUUUCUUUCUAAUAAAAAUGACACACACCACAACCAACUUCGCAGAGUUUUAUGCACUGCUCUGACUGCACAGUGCAUACGACAUGCAUACGAAUUUUUUUUCGUUUUUAUUUCACGAAGGUCUAACUUUUCCAGGGGCUAACAUUCUUUCGACGCAGUGAACUGAGUAAUGUUUCUGGUUUCUUUUGUGCUUUAAUUUACUGAUUAAGACUUGAUGCGGAUUUGAGAGAAUUACGAAUGAGUCGAAUUUUAUCAAAUAGAUGAGUCAACAUAAGUAACUUAUGUCUGCUACUUGUAAAGUGCUUGUGAGCUGCCAGUUGUGCUUCAGAUUGAUUCAAACAUGAAUCAGUUCAGCGAGGAAGAGGAAAGUUUUGUUGAAAGUGAUAUUGUGCUAACAACUGCAGCAUAUCCAGGAUCAGAACCAUGCAGAAGACGCAUUGGAACUGGUGUAUUAGGAACUAUUUUUCUCAUGGUUAAUGCUACACUUGGGGCCGGAUUACUAAAUUUUCCAGAAGCUUUUGACAAAUCUGGAGGAAUAGCGACAGCUUUAAUUGCUCAGUUAUUUUUUCUGGUUUUUAUUACACUGACAUUAGUAAUUUUAGCUAGUUCUAGUGAUGUUACUAAUACUACAACGCUGCAAAGUACCUUUGCUGGGCUUUGUGGUCAAAACUCAUUGGUAUUUUGUGGACUUUGUGUAGCAAUUUAUAGUUUUGGAUGCUGUGUUACAUUUUUAGUUGUCAUUGGAGAUCAAUUUGAUAGAGUUUUUGCCACAUAUUUUGGUUUGGAUUAUUGUCAUACAUGGUAUCUUUCCAGAUCGUUUAUUACUUGUUUGACAAGUGUAUUAUUUAUACUGCCACUCUCAUUCUUUAAAAGAUUGGAUGCUUUAAAUUAUGCCAGUUCAAUAGGCUGUUUAACUAUCAUUUAUGUUGUUUGGUUGAUUGUGUAUGAAAGCUUUGAUCACCAUAAACUACCCUCCAAACCAGUUCGAAUUUGGCCAGAGAAUUUCACUCAAGUCUUGCAAAUUGUGCCAAUCAUAUGUUUUGCUUACCAGAGCCACAUGACUGCCAUACCGACGUAUGCAUGUAUGAAAAGCAGAGAAAUUGGGAAAUUUACUCUUUGCUCAAUAAUUAGUAUGAUAAUUUGCUUUUUCGGGUAUUCAAUCGUCGGCGUGUUUGGCUACGCUACUUUCGGCAUUGGAAAGGUUCCCAGUGAUAUUUUACAAGGAUAUUCGGAUAAGAGCACUACUUUGACAAUUGCAAUAAUUGCUAUUGCUAUAAAAAAUUUUACUACUUUUCCGAUUGUAUUAUAUUGUGGUCGUGACGCGAUUUUAAGUAUAUUCAACAGGGAUGUUAACUGUAAUUUUUGGAUUAGAUUUACUAUUACCAUCAUUUGGUUUAUAUUGAGUUUAAUAAUAGCUAUUUUAGUUCCCGACAUUGCUCCGAUAAUCAAUAUAAUGGGAUCUUUAUCCGCAGCUUUUAUAUUUGUAUUCCCAGGAAUUUGUUUGUUUCAAUAUAUUCUGCAAAAAGAUCCUCAAUUGUAUUUAAUCAAAGACCGUUGCUUGAUUGUAUUAUCUAUUUUUAUCACUGCUCUUGGAGCCUUUGUCUGUGGUGUUAUUUUUGUAGAGGCUUUACAAGAUUUUCAAAAAGUACCUGAAAAACCACCACUCAUAACUGGUUUUAAGGCACAGUUAGGUGCAAGUUUGUGCUCAUAAUACUCAUGAAUUUAAGAAUAUGUCUAUGUAUACUCAUAAAUUUACGAUGAAAUCGUAAAUUAUAUUACGACUAUGAUAAAACUUUUGUAAAUAAGUGUACCUAUAUUUUAAGAUAAAUAACUGAAAAAUUAAAA